This is a messenger RNA of Erigeron canadensis, 1323 nucleotides long. Its product is annotated as protein COFACTOR ASSEMBLY OF COMPLEX C SUBUNIT B CCB2, chloroplastic. The record is from RefSeq and is a predicted model, not a curated record. Gene Ontology annotation, biological process: cytochrome b6f complex assembly. The transcript has 7 exons. Lineage: Eukaryota; Viridiplantae; Streptophyta; Magnoliopsida; Asterales; Asteraceae. The coding region runs from base 56 to 916 and encodes 286 amino acids.
AUUAUUUCUACUGGUUAAAAAAACAUAGUAUCAGACAGACAUCAAAGAGACUAAUAUGAGACAUACUCUCCUCGUUAAUUCCUCGUUUGUUUCUUGGAAAUUUUCACCACCCAGAAAUUUCAGCAUCAUCAACAACAACAAAAACACUAGAAGAACAAAAUCAUCAAUCAUAAGAUGCUCAUCCGACAACCCUCAAAACCAACAGCAACUAAAUCUAUCUGUUCUUCGCUUCACGUUAGGGAUACCUGGGUUAGAUGAAUCUUAUCUACCCAGAUGGAUUGGCUAUUCUUUUGGAUCUCUAAUCAUUCUGAAUCAUUUCCUGACUCCAAAUUCAACACCUGCACAACUUACAACGGAGGCUGUUGGUCUUUCUUUGGCUGCAUUUUCUGUCGUGCUUCCUUACCUUGGCCAGUUCCUUAAGGGUGCUAAUCGGGUGGUUAACGCAACCAUCCCUGAAGGGGCUAAUCAGAUAUUUGCCAUUUCACCGAAUAUAUCCGAUACUAUAAAAGAGGAUUUAGCUUGGGGUUCUUACACUUUAUUGCGUAACACAAAUAGCAUUUCUGUGCUAAUAUCCAUCCAUGAUGUAUUGUGCGUACGUGGCUACUGGAACACUCCCAAUGGCAUCGAUUUUUCAAAAGAUAAAGCAGUUGAUUGGUUUAAGGAACAAAUACAACUGAACGGACUCUCUAAUCUGAGAGAUACCCUUUAUUUUCCUCAGAAAACAGAUACCGAGAUCUGGGAGAUGCUUCCGGAUGGGACACGUUCUCUUUUGGUCUUGCCUUUGCUUAAUAGUGUAGCUGAAGAGGGGAACCCUACAGACAAGAUUGCAGGGUUUGUGUUGUUGGCAUCUAGCAUCGAUUAUGCAUAUAGCAACAAAGACAGAGCCUGGAUAGCAGCCAUUGCUCAAAAGUUUUGAGGUUUCUUCAUCGUGCUAUGGUUGUUAGCAGUUUAUCGAGAACCUCGUGACUCAAAAUAUUGUGGACUGCCAUGGAUUAAAUAUUAUCAGUUUACUUUCUUAAAAGAUGGAUCGGUGUUUUGUGACAUGUAUGCGUUUGUGUCACGCGAAAGUACAAAAUUGGAAGGCUUGCAAUUCAUGUUCAAAUGUUUACUCCUUCAACAAUGGUCCAGGCAGCAGAUUGACUAUAUCUUCCAGACUGGAUACAGGUUUGAAAUGGGUCCAAUUAGAAACUUCUUUUGAACGAUCUUUCUCUAUUAUUAUUCUUUACAGAUGGCAAUGGCGCAUAUUGUAUAACGUAUCAGAACCACUGGAUGUGAUAUUUUGGCCUUUUCCCUCUCAAAUAUUAAUGAUAAUAAUUUAAGUAA